Molecule: messenger RNA, 798 nt
Organism: Drosophila sulfurigaster albostrigata
Lineage: Eukaryota; Metazoa; Arthropoda; Insecta; Diptera; Drosophilidae
Product: pickpocket protein 19-like
Exons: 3
Coding region: 1-798 (265 amino acids)
Biological process (GO): sodium ion transmembrane transport
Cellular component (GO): membrane
Molecular function (GO): ligand-gated sodium channel activity
Source: RefSeq, a predicted model, not a curated record
AUGAGAGCCAACCAAGUAAGAAAAAUUAGACGGAAUCGUAUUCAGCUGUUGGUUCAGCAGAUGCACAAACAAUCGAAUCCAGAGACCGCUUGGAUGCAAUUUAUCCGACGGUACUCCAUUGGAAACCACAUCCAUGGAUUCUAUCAGCUCUUCUGGCCCACGAUGCGUCAACGCAUGCGAUUUCUCUGGGCACUGGCGCUGCUCUUCGCUUUCCUGAUGCUCCUCUAUAUGAGUUUUCUGCUGGGCCAUCGAUAUGAGAAGAAACCCCUUCAGACUGUAGUUGCCACAGCCGAUUAUCCCAUUCGGAAAAUUGCCUUCCCAGUGGUUGUCGUCUGCAAUAAGAAUCGCUUGAAUUGGUCACGUCUAUCUGAGAUAAUCCAACGAUACAAUAUUAGCAAUGAUCAGCAGCCACUUUUAGAGAACGUGCUCUCAGCAUACGAUGCCCUCAGCUUUGGUCACUUCGAUGUCUUUACUCCGCUUAAAGAUCAACCUCUCCAGGUGCUUAAUCAUCUGAACUUUACCAAGAUUGUGACUGAGAUGGCUUGGCGUUGUGAUGAACUGCUAACAGAUUGCACUUGGCUCGCUGCAACUCGCGAUUGUUGUGAACUCUUUCGUCCUCGAAGGUUGACAUUUGGUGCUUGUCUGGCUUUCAAUGAGGUGGAAAAGCGUGCCAAUGCUGAAUUUGGUAGGGAUACUGGACUGACGAUACGUCUUGUUCUAAAUGAGGUACAUCAUGCGCCGGAAAAUAUGAGGACUAAAGGUUUUGUGGGAUUAUUAGGUCAUCAGUUCAAGGUUUAA